CUGCGAUAGGCACCGAUACCGAAGAACGUAAGAAUAAAGAAAACAACUUGUAGUUUUUAUCUUUAUCUGUCAACAAAUAAACGAUGAACUAUGACCUCCUCUCCAAGUUGACCGACGACAAACUGAUGAUCUUCGACACCGGCGAGGGUGCGAUUGUGGAGGGCAGCCGGAUGGGUUCAGGUCUCCAGGAUGCGGACCCGCUGUCGCUGCCCAUUGUGGAGGAUGGCGCUGUCGAGGAGGAGCAAGCAGCCCCCAUCCAGACGAUGCCGCGCACCCUAUUCGCCGUUCCGCGAGCCCCCUCCCCGUCUCCCGUGACUACAUCAGGUGCGAAUUUGAACCUCAAGUCGGAAAGUGCUGCGACAGCGACACCUCAGCGGAAAAUAUCGACGUCAUCGCGUUUCAUGAAUGCCUUUAGUCAGCUAUAUGGAGGCAGUAGCGGCAGCGGCGCGAGCUGUGGUCACGUGGAGCAGCACGGCGAUGACCCUGGUGACCUGGCGGCCAAUCGGACGCCUACAAAGGGGAUGGAGUCAAAGCUGGUGGCCAUGUGGCACAAUGUCAAGUACGGGUGGAGUGGCAAGAUGCGCCAAACGAGCUUCUCCAAGGAGCAGCCGGUGUGGCUGCUGGGGCGGUGCUAUCAUCGCCGUUUCACGCCGCCCGUGAGCAUGGAGAACUCCACCACGGAGCUGCCCAGUGGUGCGGACUCGUCGCCCGACAACGCCACAUCCGCGUUCGACAGCAUACAGGCCACAUCGUCGACGUCCGCAUCCCUGUAUCCCGCCCUUAAUCCUCAGCAGAUCGACGAAAUUGUGGUGCCGCAGGAGCUGGGCAUGGACGCGGCCGAAAACCAAGUGGGCGAACAGCCCUGGGAGGAGGGCAUUGAAGGCUUUCGACGUGACUUCUACAGUCGCAUAUGGAUGACCUAUCGGCGGGAGUUUCCCAUCAUGAAUGGCUCCAACUACACAUCAGACUGCGGCUGGGGGUGCAUGUUGCGGAGUGGACAGAUGCUGCUGGCCCAAGGGCUUAUCUGUCACUUCCUGGGACGAAGCUGGCGCUACGACUCGGAAUCGCAGCUGCACUCCACCUACGAGGAUAAUAUGCAUAAGAAGAUCGUUAAAUGGUUCGGGGACAGCUCCUCGAAGAGCAGCCCCUUCUCCAUCCACGCCCUGGUGCGGCUGGGUGAGCGCUUGGGCAAGAAACCGGGCGAUUGGUACGGCCCCGCCUCUGUCUCCUAUUUGCUAAAACACGCCUUGGAGCAUGCAGCCCAGGAGAAUGCCGACUUUGACAAUAUUAGCGUUUACGUAGCCAAGGACUGCACCAUUUAUAUGCAAGAUAUUGAAGAUCAGUGCAGCAUUCCAGAGCCGGCGCCGAAACCCCAUGUGCCUUGGCAACAAGCGAAGCGGCCGCAGGCGGAAGUGCCCAAGACGGAGCAGCAGCACUGGAAGAGUCUCAUUGUGCUCAUACCCCUGCGACUGGGCAGCGACAAACUGAAUCCGGCGUAUGCCCAUUGCCUGAAGCUGCUGCUGAGCACGGAGCACUGUCUGGGCAUCAUUGGCGGCAAGCCGAAGCACUCAUUGUACUUUGUGGGUUUCCAGGAGGACAGGCUCAUUCAUCUUGAUCCGCACUAUUGCCAAGAGAUGGUCGAUGUGAACCAGGAGAACUUCUCGCUGCAGACCUUCCACUGCAAGUCGCCGCGAAAGCUCAAGUCGAGCAAGAUGGAUCCCAGCUGUUGCAUCGGCUUCUACUGUGCCACCAAGAGUGAUUUCGACAACUUUAUGGAGAGCGUACAACUGUAUCUGCAUCCGAUGCGCUGCGCCUCGGGGGCAACUGCCGGAAUGCCACAGGUGGCAGCUCCACAACAACAGGCCGAGCAAUUGGAUACCAACUAUCCGCUGUUUACAUUCUCGCGGGGUCGUUGCAUGGACCAUGAGCGGGACGAAAUGAGCGAUUCGCUGUACAAGCCCCUCAUAAAGCAGGUGGCCGCUUUGGCACAAGAACUGGGCGCCCAGCUAUCACCCGCCGCGCAGCAGGGCGAUGACAAUGACCAAGAUGAUAGCGAAAGCGAGGAGUUUGUGCUGCUGUAGAUCGUUCGUUCCGCCAUAACUGCUGUGUUGUUGCUGUGCUAGCUGUGUUAUUUGCUCACUAUUAUUUGCCGUUGCUCGCCUGCUCGCCUCCGAAAAACCCCACAGACCCGACCCGUAUCUCAAACACAAAGACUUUGUUGUACCUUUACGCCUACGCAUAUACAUAUGUAGUACAUAGUGGCAUGUAUCUUGAAUAUUUACCGACGUAUCCGCGUUAAUUCCUCUC
Molecule: messenger RNA, 2307 nt
Organism: Drosophila kikkawai
Lineage: Eukaryota; Metazoa; Arthropoda; Insecta; Diptera; Drosophilidae
Gene: Atg4b
Product: Autophagy-related 4b
Molecular function (GO): protein-phosphatidylethanolamide deconjugating activity
Source: RefSeq, a predicted model, not a curated record